AUGCCGAUCUACAUUCUUUUUAAAUACUCCCAAAAGUGCAUCAUUGCGGCGGUGGCGGCAGGUGCUGGCAGCGCUGGGACGGGAACGUGGCGGGGAAAGCGAGCUCUGGAAGACGCGCCUUCCUCUAGGAGCAGGGCAGCCGGCUUCCCUCCCCGGCCCCGACGCCGCUUCGGGACGGCCUUUCCCCACCGGCCGCGCCGCCGGCGUCACGCCGCCACCCGGCCCGCACCCCGCCACGCCGCCGCCGCGCUCCGGCCCCGGCGCCCCGCAGCACCCCCGGAGCCCCCUCCCCGGCCGCCCGCAGCGCGGCUGCGCGCAGCAUCUCCGGCGAGCCGUGAGGCGGGCCCGGGGAGACGCCGCGACUUCCCACGGCCGCCCAUUCGAAAUUCGCCGGAGCCGCCGCCUCUCCUCCGCGCGCCCCGGGGCCGGCAUCGCUCGCUCCCUGCCUCCCUCCGUCCGUCCACAGCCCCCUCUCCUCCCUCAGGAGCCCCAGCAACCUGCGAGCGGGAAAACCUGUGCCGGUCGGGGUGCCUCCCGCCCCGGGGCUCCGCUCGGACGUCCGCUCCCUCAGGGAGCCGCGCUCCCACAACCGCCGCCGCCGCCGCCGCGCGCGCGCGCGCCCCGCACCACUCACCGGCUCGAGUCCCAGCAGCCAUCUUAGCUCUCACGGCGGGCCCCGGGCUCCCCGAUUCGGAGGCCGCGGGCAGGAAGGCUCCGGCGAUACGUCAGCGCUGA
Messenger RNA from Jaculus jaculus (lesser Egyptian jerboa), 735 nucleotides. Its product is annotated as serine/arginine repetitive matrix protein 1-like. The transcript is spliced from 2 exons. The record is from RefSeq and is a predicted model, not a curated record. Lineage: Eukaryota; Metazoa; Chordata; Mammalia; Rodentia; Dipodidae. The coding region runs from base 1 to 735 and encodes 244 amino acids.